Molecule: messenger RNA, 1251 nt
Organism: Colletotrichum spaethianum
Lineage: Eukaryota; Fungi; Ascomycota; Sordariomycetes; Glomerellales; Glomerellaceae
Exons: 4
Coding region: 1-1251 (416 amino acids)
Source: RefSeq, a predicted model, not a curated record
AUGGCAUACAGCUUCAACGCCAACACAAACAACCCCUUCUCCUGGGCCGGGCAAACGGCCGACGACCCUUUCGACCAGAAAUGGCUUCCAAACACUAAUCUGUCGGCUCAGCCCAUCGGGGGUGCCGGCCUCCUCAGCACUGACACCCCAAGGAACGACGCGUCCCUCAUCAAGGACUUCAAUGAUGAACUUUCGGGUCAAGACACCCAAGAAGACCUUCUUGGCCAGUCGUCAUGGCUGCUUGUCAACGGAGCGCCGGGCGACCAUACAGAACUACCGUUCGACCUCGUCAUUGAUAACGGAAUCGACCUGGAUGCAGCCAGACCCGUCUCCUACGACAUCGCUCGGACGAGCAGUCAGGCAAGCUCUACGGGAAUAGACGAAGAGUCUGUCGGUUUCAGCAACGCCGAGGACGUGUGUGAUAUUGGCUUUAGUGCUGGCUAUGGCGACGGCUUUUUGAACGGCAUCGGCAGCCCAGGCACAAGCCUCUCUGAUGUUAUCCUGUCGACGAACCCCUCCUUGGAGAGCAGUCCUGUUUCUCCACGAUGCCCGUUUCUCAGCAUGCAGGCAGGAAAUGCCGGGCGUGGUGCCUCUCCAAGGACCGCAACUAGCGCCCCUCAGCCAGCCAUCGUCGAUGCCAACAGCAGUUUCCCAGGCAUUGGCUCCGCAAGUACGCCCAGAAGUGUUCCGAGACAGAAUGCGAGCGAUUCCAGUCCUUCUUCCGAGUUCUUUGAGCGAUGGAGUUUGCGUGCCGGCGGCGAUGCGAUGGAAUCUCUCGAUGUGGCCAUGUGGGAUGACUCGUCCCUCUCGGAGAGUUUCGUUCCAUAUCCCCAGAGCCAGCUGGGACCCUCCUUCGUCAUUGUCCCUCCCGAGGCUCCCGACGUGACGAUGAGGGACUUGAACGACUUCACAAUCGAACACCACGAGUCGCCUCGUGGUUCCACCCCGCCGGCGUCGUCGGACGUCAGACCCGGUCCGUACGAGCGCUCUCGCGAGGGCGCACGCAUCAGCUGCUCGACUGCAACCGAUGACAAGCGGCACGGACUAUGUGUCGCCUCGAGGAAGCCCCGCUCAGAACGCCAGAGCGCAAUUUUCCUCGCCAGUAGAGAGUUCUCGGUUUCAGCGGGUACCUCCGGCCGAGCCAACGAGGAAUUCAGGGGUCACGCUACCCAUGCCUAUUGCCUCUCGGCCCAGAAGGUUAAGCAACACGGGCCAAUCUCCCGAAAGUCAGAUCGUGGUGGGUCGGCCUAG